Messenger RNA from Rosa chinensis, 915 nucleotides. RefSeq lists its product as uncharacterized. Lineage: Eukaryota; Viridiplantae; Streptophyta; Magnoliopsida; Rosales; Rosaceae. The record is from RefSeq and is a predicted model, not a curated record. The coding region runs from base 70 to 708 and encodes 212 amino acids. The transcript has 4 exons.
AGCUCCACUGCGUCCCCAACAAGAAUACUAGGCCUCUCUGUCUCUCUCUCUCUCUAGCUCUAGCUCUGUAUGUCUCUUUCUGUCUCCUCCAUGGCUUCUCCUGAGAAAGGAGGAGGAGAGGUUGGUUUUGAUUUUGAAGAAGGAAUGUCGUGGCUUCCCUCGCCAGUUGUUCAUGAAGCUUUCGACACAAAGGCAUAUUUGGGACGGGCAGAGCAACACCUCCACCACAACCAACAUAAUUACCAAGAUCAACUGUAUCCAAAAUUUUGUAGCUCAAGGUCAUCAUUUUCGCCACAUUAUGUCACUAGACCGAAAGAUAUAAAGAAUUGGGUAUCUGGAGGACAUGGAAUGCAAGCUGUUUUCCUAGAUUCUUCCCAUAAAUCACGUGGCGGCACUGGCGUUUUUCUUCCACAGAGAGCCGGCACCAACUUCUACUCGAAGAAGAAACCAGCUUGUGCUCCGGUUCUGUUGCCCGACCGUGUGAUUCAAGCUCUCAAUCUGAAUGUUCAUGCACUUGGCCUGCACAUUUCACCCAAAGAUCGUCAUCGGAAACGAUUUAAAUCAGGUCACGAAGAUGAUACUCAAGAUUGUAUGUCACCUCGAAAUAAAAUGAGUGGGAGCAAUGAGGAUGAACAAUGCUACAUUAUUUCCGAAAAUCAAACCAACUCUUCUCCGGAGUCAUGUCUUCCAAAAGAGUGGACCUACUAGCUUGAUAGCUCGUUUAAUGAGUGGAAACUAAGUACGUUCUAUGUGAUUUAUACAUAUCAGAAGAAACUCGUAAGGGCAGAAGCUCGAUGUCCUGGCUUUUACAGUGUAUAAUGAUGUGCUGUUCAAAUGACCUAGCUAGAUCAUGCUUGAUAUGUCAUUUACUGUAAUUUACUGAAUAAUAACAGCACAAGGUUGUUUUCCGUUUCA